Molecule: messenger RNA, 315 nt
Organism: Dovyalis caffra
Lineage: Eukaryota; Viridiplantae; Streptophyta; Magnoliopsida; Malpighiales; Salicaceae
Source: the annotation of a GenBank genome assembly
AUGGAAAACCAACGUUCCCAAAGUUCUCUACCCACUGGAGAGGCAGACAACCCCAACCCUAACCAGAGUUCAACUAACAGAUCCACUAAAAAGAUGAAAGGGCAUGAAAAGGAGUCCUCUGCCAACGAAAAAGUGGAUGUUACUAUGCGAGGACAAAAGCAAAGUUACAAAGAUUUUAUGGUACACGGGCAACUUUCUGAACAAGCUGUAGCUUAUGAAUGGGCAAUCCGUUAUUAUGUCGUUGUUAGAGUUGCUAUUGAUAUUGAUUUGGACAAGCCUAUUCUUGGUUCCAUUCAAGUAGAAGAUGUGGAAUAA